This is a messenger RNA of Chironomus riparius, 974 nucleotides long. The record is from the annotation of a GenBank genome assembly. Lineage: Eukaryota; Metazoa; Arthropoda; Insecta; Diptera; Chironomidae.
AAAAUGUUCUUAGGUUAACUUGAGAUAAUGCAAAGAGUAUAAAAGUGCUGUGAAAGGAAAGACAAGUCAACAGUCAGUGUUGCCAAAAUGUUCAAAUUCGUCGUUUUACUCGCCCUUGUUGCUUCAGCACUCAGUGCUAGCCUCAGCCCAGCAGUCGACCCAGAAUGGGAAGGCUUCAUUGUUGGAGGUUCAACAGCCUCAGCUGGUCAAUUCCCACAUCAAGUUUCAUUGAGAUCAAGCGCCAAUGCUCACUUCUGCGGAGGUUUCGUCAUCAAUAACCGUUGGGUUGGAUCUGCUGCUCAUUGCACAAUUGGACGUACAGUUGCAAACACAGUCAGUGUUGUUGGAACAAAUCACCGUACAUCAGGAGGUAUUGCUCACUCAACAUCCCGUAUUGUCAACCAUCCAUCAUACUCAUCAGCCACUCUUGCCAACGAUAUUUCAAUGGUCAUGACAGCAUCAACAAUCGCAUUCACAUCCCUCGUCCAACCAAUCACUCUUGGAUCAGCCACAGUUGGUGGUGGUGUUAGCUCAACAGCCUCAGGUUGGGGACAAACCUCACAUCCAGGUACAGCUGCCACAAACUUACAAUUCUUGACCAAACCAACAUUGACCAAUGCUGACUGUCGCUCACGUCACUCUGCUGCCAACGCUGCACGUGUCUUUGACAACACAAUCUGUACAUUCUUAAGAUCCGGUGCCGGUAUGUGCAUGGGUGAUUCCGGUGGUCCAUUGAUCGCUGGUGGAACCGUCAUUGGUGCUGUCUCAUGGGGUAUUGCUUGCGCUCAAGGAUUCCCAGAUGUCUUUGCCAGAAUCAGCUCACACAGAACCUGGAUGAUCAAUCAAAUGUAAAUCAAGGUUGAAUGAAUGAUGAGCGGGAAUGUUUUUUGUGCUGAACAAGAAAUAUUUUUGACUCGGUUUUAUUUUCUGGAAUAAUGUUACUUACAAUAAAGAUCAAUGAAUUUUGCAUACUU